Molecule: messenger RNA, 582 nt
Organism: Camponotus floridanus (Florida carpenter ant)
Lineage: Eukaryota; Metazoa; Arthropoda; Insecta; Hymenoptera; Formicidae
Exons: 4
Coding region: 1-582 (193 amino acids)
Source: RefSeq, a predicted model, not a curated record
AUGAUAAUUAAUUCUAAAGUGUUUGUGAUUGUCGUACUGGUAAUUUGCGGUGUAUAUGCUCGCACUACUGAUCGAGAAUCUUACAAAAGGACCAGUGAUAAAAAAUAUGCCGGAUCAAUGCUGGCUGAGAUCGCGAAGGAACUUGUGCAAAGAUCAACGACUAGCAGUCAGGUGCUCAAUUUAAAUCUUUCAAAUCUGCUGCUUCUUUUGGUGCUUAAAGCAGUUGUGUUUGGCGCCGGUUAUAUAGGACAACACGGCUACAAAGGACGCGAAUUAGAAGAUGAAAAUAUUGUGUCGGAAGGUGAACUCGCGCUAGCUCUUGGAUAUCUAAUCGGUGAUACCUGUUUAUACAGAGCAGCUUGCGAAGAACCACAUAUAGCAAAAGAGUAUCUUGGCGCAGCUGAAAUGCUCUUGCAAACAAUGAAAUUGAUGCCACAGAACUUACCUGCAGAAUCUAACUACGAGAAGAUGAUCAUGGAAUUCCGAAAGGCGAUUGAAUACGGCAAUAUCGAGCAAUGUCCACCAGAAUACAGCUGUAAAAAAGAGAACAUAAAUAAUUUUUUGCAAAGCGAAAAAAGAUAA